Molecule: messenger RNA, 1417 nt
Organism: Xiphophorus maculatus (southern platyfish)
Lineage: Eukaryota; Metazoa; Chordata; Actinopteri; Cyprinodontiformes; Poeciliidae
Gene: arg1
Product: arginase-1-like
Exons: 9
Coding region: 16-1194 (392 amino acids)
Cellular component (GO): cytoplasm; cytosol; nucleus
Molecular function (GO): arginase activity; manganese ion binding
Source: RefSeq, a predicted model, not a curated record
GUUCAUGAACGCUCAAUGUACUUUAUACGCUUUGUACCUGUGGAAACUUUCGUCCUUGUCAGAGCGGUCAAGCCCCUGGAGUCUCCUCCUGCCCCUGUGACGUCACACAGAGUUUAUGAGCGGCUCGCGGGCUUCCGCAGCCACCAUCCGUCUGUCGGCAUGAAAGGCGCGCGCACCCUGCAGCAGCUCUCGCUAACCGUGAAGCGGAGCCUUCAUCAUCAUCCUCCUCCUCCUCCUCUGCAGCACUCCGUGGGAAUAAUCGGAGCACCUUUCUCCAAGGGCCAGCCCAAGGAUGGAGUGGAGUGCGCACCGAACAAGUUACGAGCAGCGGGACUCCUGGAGCGGCUACAGCAACAGGGCUGUGCCGUGAAGGAUUACGGGAACCUGACGUUUGAGAACGUCGCACUUGACGAGCCGGUCAAAGGGUCAAAAAGUGUCCGGACGGUGGGAAGCGCCAACCAGAGGCUGUCGGAGGCGGUGAAGGCAUUGAAGAGGGAUGGGCACACCGCCGUGAUGCUUGGAGGAGACCACAGUCUCGCCAUUGGCUCCAUCCACGGUCACACCGCAGCCGUCGGCCCAGUAAGCGUUGUUUGGGUGGACGCUCACGCCGACAUCCACACGCCGCUGACCUCAAACACAGGAAACAUUCAUGGGCAGCCCAUGUCGUACCUCCUAUACGAGUUGCAGUCGAAGGUCCCCCCGUUACCAAACUUUUCCUGGAUGAAGCCCUGUCUGUCGUCCCGGGAUCUCGUCUACAUCGGCCUGAGAGACGUGGAUCCGGAGGAGCACUACAUCAUGAAGUUGCUGGCGGUGAAGGCGUUCUCCAUGACACAGGUGGAUCAGCUGGGCGUGGCUAAAGUUAUGGAGGAGACGUGCGAUUACCUGUGGGACAGAUCUAAGAAACCGAUCCACCUGAGCUACGACAUUGACGCCAUCGACCCCUCCGUUACCCCAGCAACAGGAACACCUGCGGUAGGAGGGCUCACCUACAGAGAGGGGAUUUACAUCACAGAGUACCUCUGUCAGACAGGUCUGCUCUCGGCUGUGGACAUGGUGGAGGUGAACCCUCUGAGGGGACGAACAGAGGACGACGUCCACUCUACCGUCAGCACGGCGGUCGACCUGCUGCUCGGAUGUUUCGGACGUCGCCGGGAAGGAAACCAUCUACCGGAUUAUUCCCUGCCAGAGCCGUAACAAAAACAAUUCCUGUCUGUCUGUCAGGAGCCUGAACGCAUCACACUGAGAAAUACUUCACUAUGAAUUUAACUGCUGCUAUGAGGCCUCGAGGUGGUCAUCUUCCAGUUUUAAGAACUAAAUCAGUUCGCUGAACUUAAAAAUGCACAAAUGAUGGCACAUGUAUAAACUUUUAAUUAUGUAUUGUUGAUUUAUUGUUUUAUCUAUAAAAGGAGAAAAAAAG